This is a messenger RNA of Armigeres subalbatus, 422 nucleotides long. RefSeq lists its product as uncharacterized. Lineage: Eukaryota; Metazoa; Arthropoda; Insecta; Diptera; Culicidae. The transcript is spliced from 4 exons. The record is from RefSeq and is a predicted model, not a curated record. The coding region runs from base 1 to 372 and encodes 123 amino acids.
AUGGCUGUCAGUUCGUUUCAGACUGGACAUGAGCGCGAUCACAGCGUCAGAGGCAAUUAUCGAAAGGAUGCUAGAGCUGCAGGAUUUGUUCAUACCUACGAUGAAUUCGUUCACACCUUCAAUGCCGGAAUUGAAUUGUGCAGAUUCAAAAUCGUCCUGGAUAAUCGAUCCAGGAACCGAUCUCUCUGCAAUCAUACGUCAUACAGAGCCAUACUGUUGCGUCGUGAUCAUGCACCUUACCUCAACUUUUUAAAGUAUUUCGAACGGAUCAAAAGCAGGAAAAAUAAAACCGAGCAGGCACAGGACAAAACUGCUGGGUUCAUGUUUCCACCCACUAUCCCGUACAAGAGCAAUCAAGUGGACUGCGAAUAACAGAAGGAGUUGCGAAGCAAUGCAAACAUGCGUUGACUUGUGGGAAGACG